AUGGAAGAAGAUGCAUCCAGCAUGGUUUCGAAUGCGAAAAUGUACGUUCAUGGCGAAACUUCAGAUUCAAACAACAGUUCGUUUACAACUUUGCCUCCCGGCAAGAGAAUGAGAAAUGACCACCACCUCCAUCUUCAGCAUCGGCAUCAAUAUCACAACAGGAAUAAUAAUAAUAGUAAUUCUAACAGCAAUAGAGAUAAUUACAGCAAUGUGUCAGCUGUGAAAUUUAAAGGAGUUGUGCCACAACAAAAUGGGCAUUGGGGAGCCCAAAUUUAUGCCAACCACCAAAGAAUCUGGCUGGGCACAUUCAAAUCAGAGAAAGAAGCAGCAAUGGCAUAUGACAGUGCAGCGAUCAAGAUUCGUGGCAACGAUUCCCACCGGAAUUUCCCAUGGACAGACAGCAACAACCAUGAACCAAAUUUCCAAAACCAAUUUACGACAGAGGCAGUUUUGAACAUGAUUAAAGAUGGAACAUACCAACCGAAAUUUGCCAGUUUUCUUCGAAAUUUAUCCCAAAGAGAAUAUCAAAAUUACAGUGGUGGUGGAACUGCAAGUCUUAACCAAAUAAUGGUGCAGGGAGAUGAAAAAUUCUCAUGCAGACAAUUGUUUCAGAAAGAAUUGACUCCAAGUGAUGUUGGUAAGCUGAAUCGACUCGUGAUUCCAAAGAAAUAUGCAGUGAAAUAUUUCCCCUAUAUUAGUGAAAAUGAAGAAGAAAAUAAUGCCCUAAAUGGAGGAGUUGAUGACGUAGAAUUAGGGUUUUUUGAUAAACAGAUGAAGCCAUGGAAUUUUAGAUAUUGUUUUUGGAGAAGCAGCCAGAGUUUUGUGUUUACAAGAGGGUGGAAUAGAUUUGUGAAGGAGAAAAAAUUAAAGGAAAAAGAUAUAAUUACUUUUUAUCGUUGUGAGGGCACAAAUAGUAAUGAGGAAAAAGAAGGGGAAAUUUUCUUUUUAGUUGACGUGAUACAACACGAUGAAUUAGGGCUUGAAACUCAGUUGCAAUUGGAGCAAAAUAAUAGUAAUGCUGGAAAAAUUAACAAUUUCAGCUAUAAUUCAAAGUUGGGAUUGAGAGAUUAUGAUCAUAAGAAGAAGAAGACUGCUUCAAAUUUUGACCAUGAAAGCGAGGGGAUUAGGCUUUUUGGUGUACAAAUUAGAAGAUGA
Molecule: messenger RNA, 1155 nt
Organism: Mangifera indica (mango)
Lineage: Eukaryota; Viridiplantae; Streptophyta; Magnoliopsida; Sapindales; Anacardiaceae
Product: AP2/ERF and B3 domain-containing transcription factor At1g50680-like
Exons: 1
Coding region: 1-1155 (384 amino acids)
Biological process (GO): regulation of DNA-templated transcription
Molecular function (GO): DNA binding; DNA-binding transcription factor activity
Source: RefSeq, a predicted model, not a curated record